Volvox carteri f. nagariensis is the source of this 663-nucleotide messenger RNA. RefSeq lists its product as uncharacterized. NCBI's taxonomy places the organism in Eukaryota, Viridiplantae, Chlorophyta, Chlorophyceae, Chlamydomonadales, Volvocaceae. Gene Ontology annotation, molecular function: ATP binding. The record is from RefSeq and is a predicted model, not a curated record. Bases 1 to 663 code for a protein of 220 amino acids. The transcript is spliced from 5 exons.
AUGGACGCGCCGGGCAAUGCAGUGGCGGCGUCAACGGGCCCGUCACCUAGCCCGUCAACAGGUGCCGUACAGAACCACGCUCUUACAAGCGGUAUCGCCGCAGGCGGCGCGUUAGGCAUCGUCAUUGCGUUUGCCGCUGUCGCACUUGUCGUACGGCGAUUACGACAACGGCGGCGCCGCCUCACGUGGCAUGGCUCAUCGCCGUCGCCCAAAGCGGGGGUGCCGCCAGCUGCGGCUCCUGUGCCCUUGGUGGGCAUGGAGUUGGACGGCGUCGGGGAAGCGUCGUCUGGGCCUGCAGGCGGUGGCGGCGGCGGCGGCGGCGGCGACGGCUGUAGCGCUUUCAGUAUGAGCUUCGCAGCGGCCGACCAGGCCAACUCCAAUCCCCCCAGCAGUCAGCACUCAAGCCAGGGGGGAUCCCUCCGUAACAGAGUGCUGGGGAGCGGCGGCUUCGGGGUGGUGUACAAAGGCGAGUGGCGAGGUCUCCCGGUCGCCAUCAAGGUGGUACUGCUCUACUGGUAUCUGUGGCUUCGUAGUGUUGUCAUUGACUCGCAACUUCAUGAUGGUGCAGCCUGUCGCUGUAGCGUGUCCGGGUGGAGGCAGCUGCGGCUCCCCCGGGGUGAUGGGCCCGGGGAUUCGACCCAGGAUUACGAACAGCCCAAGUAG